Toxotes jaculatrix (banded archerfish) is the source of this 1389-nucleotide messenger RNA. Its product is annotated as interferon alpha-inducible protein 27-like protein 2A. Bases 263 to 715 code for a protein of 150 amino acids. Gene Ontology annotation, cellular component: membrane; mitochondrion. The transcript is spliced from 7 exons. Gene Ontology annotation, biological process: apoptotic signaling pathway. The record is from RefSeq and is a predicted model, not a curated record. Lineage: Eukaryota; Metazoa; Chordata; Actinopteri; Toxotidae.
UGUGAUCAGUCCCGAACGCAGAGCGAGAAGGGAGGCUUCCUCCACUCUUACAUGGAUUUCACUGUCAAACCUUAAAUCUUAUCACCAGCAAGAGCAAAGGAAAAGUCAGUUAUUAAACCGACCACCACCGUUUGCCACUUUCGUUUCCCAAGAAAUCCCAGCCCACCCUAUAAACAGUACAGGCGCACUGGAGCUGAGCACACUCUGUCUCUCACUCUCUGUGUGAACACAACGCUGUUAGGCUGCGCAGAGUGAAAACGAAAUGGGUCUCUCUGUGCCCGCCGUGGAAGGAGCAGAAGAGCCACUCGCCAUAAAAAAGAUAGAAGAAGAAGAUGAUGAUGAUGAUGUUGAAGAAGAGGAUAAUACAGUGGUAGACGUUAAAGAAGAAAAAAAAGGAAGCUCAGCAGCAGUUGUCAUAGGGACAACUGCUUCCAUUGCAGUAGGAGCAGUGGGCGCUGUGGCCCUAGCUCCUGUUGUUCUGGGAGCCAUAGGUUUCACCUCAGCUGGAAUAGCAGCAGGCUCCUACGCCGCAUCCAUGAUGUCAGCUGCUGCCAUUGCAAAUGGAGGGGGAGUGGCAGCAGGAAGUCUGGUGGCUAUUCUGCAGUCAGCAGGUGCAGCUGGUCUGUCAGCGACUGCCUCUGCAGCUGUGGCCGGUACUGGAGGAACAGUGGGAUGGCUGGCUAGCCUCAUAGGCCGAAAAGCCUUUAAAAAAUGAUUUUUUUUUUAUUAUCUAUUUAUUAUCUUUUUAUUAUCUUUUUUUCCCCAAUGGCAAAUUCAAACUUUUGUGUGAUCAAUCUUUGAACCUACUAAAUCCAAAAAUAUAGGAUUCAAAUCUGUACUUUAACUUGGCCAGUCCAUCAGUUCUGGUACUCCAGAUUCCCUUUUUUUUUUGGUCAAACAGUCUCUGCACAGCUUUGAAAAAAUGAUUGGAGUCAUUGUCUUGUUAGUAUAUGAACAAACAACCAAUCCGAUUCAGCCCAGAAGGAAUUCCAAGAUGUUGUGGUAGACGUUCUUGUUCAUGAUACCAUGAUAUUUUCACUAAUUUGCUCACACCGUUUCCACAAAUGGAACCCCAUACCAUAAUGGAAUCUCCACCGUGUUUCACUGUGGGUACCAAAACUUUUCUGCGGACAUAAACACGACGUGCUGAUGCACGACUGACGAUGCUGACCGAAGAAUUCAAACUUGGACUCAGAGUCCAAGAGUCCAGAGUAUCUUCUUCCAGUCAUCAACAGUCCAGUGUUUGUACUCCCUAGUCUUCCCUUUAAGCUUUGUUCCAUCAGUCAUCUGCUUAUGGUCCUUUAUUUUUUUUUUCCAAUUGCAAAUGCAAAGGUUCGCUCUCAUGAUCCCAGCUAUUUCAAAUGUGGAAUAAAUCUUUGGAAGAUCCUG